This is a messenger RNA of Megachile rotundata (alfalfa leafcutting bee), 2735 nucleotides long. RefSeq names its product intraflagellar transport protein Oseg5 (gene Oseg5). The record is from RefSeq and is a predicted model, not a curated record. Gene Ontology annotation, biological process: cilium assembly. Gene Ontology annotation, cellular component: cilium; intraciliary transport particle B. NCBI's taxonomy places the organism in Eukaryota, Metazoa, Arthropoda, Insecta, Hymenoptera, Megachilidae. Gene Ontology annotation, molecular function: protein binding.
AGAUGCCUGUACAUGUGAAUAUAUCUUGUUGCUAUAGUAACCAUAUGUCAAAACACUACAAAACCUUGCACAGGAUCGAAUUUGUACACGUAUAGCAUGUUUACUUUACACAAUGCCAAAUAUAUAGUAAUCUUGCAUGAAAGCACAAAGGAAUUUGUGUAUAUAUUUGCAUACCAGUUAAGGUGAUAGAAAGUGUAAAAUGAGAUUCAAAAUAUCUGCACAAAACCGUAAUGGUCAUAAACGUUUGGUAACAUGUGUAGCAUGGAGCUCUGCAGAAGAAAUUUAUUCUUGCGGCGAGGAUCAUUUAUUAAUAUCCUGGCACUUAGAAGGUGGAAUUGCACAUUCUAACGUUGUCACUGAAUUUCCUGAUGAUUUUUAUCCUACUGAUAUGCAAUGGCAUCCACGACCGAAUUAUGCGCUGUUAAUUACUAAGAAGCAAUCAUUAGAUGUACUUUUAAUUACCACAGCAGAUGGAAAGUAUCAUUUAGUGAAUAAAAAUGGACGUAUAGAAAAGAGUGUAGAUGCUCAUAAAGGAGCAACUACUGUAGGCAGAUGGAGCAGUGAUGGCUCUGCACUUCUGACUGCUGGUGAAGAUGGUUUGAUAAAAGUUUGGUCACGCAGUGGCAUGCUUCGUUCUGUUGUUGUUAGAGGAACAUUUCCCAUUUUAUCAGCUGCUUGGAGUCCAGAUUGUAUGACAGUAUCAUAUUCUCAGGGUGUUUAUCUAACUUUCCAGUCACUUAAUUCUAAUUCUAAACCUCGCAAGUUAUUAGCACAUGAUGGUCUCAUUUUGGUUUUAUGCUGGAAUCAUACACAUGGAUUAAUAAUCUCUGGUGGAGAAGAUUGUAGAUACAAGGUGUGGGAUCCUAAUGGCACUCAACUGUUCUCUAGUAAUGCAGGAGACCAUCCUAUUACAGCAGUGAGUUGGAGUCACUCUGGAAACUAUUUUGCUGUUGGAUCAUUUAAUACAGUUAAACUUUGUGAUAGAACAGGAUGGUCUCAUUCAUUAGAAAAAGUCAAUUCUGGAAGCAUUUACAGUAUUGCCUGGUCGAGCGAUGGCACUCAAGUCGCUAUGGCUUGCAGCAAUGGAACAGUACUAACAGGUCACAUAAUAGAUAGAAGAUUGGAAUGGAACAACUAUGAAGCUACAUUAGUUAAGAGAAAAGUAAUUGAAAUCAGAGAUGUUGGUAAUGAAAUACGAGAGACACUGGAGAUAUCUGAUCGAGUAGUGCAAUUAGAGUUCGGUUUCGACCAUUUAGUUGUUAUUACACCUGCACAGUGUCACAUUUACUCGGUAACAAACUGGAAUACACCUGCUAUAUUCGAUUUGAAGAAUACUAGUAUAUCAGCGGUGCUUUUAGCGGAGAAGCACUUUUUAUUAGUUGAGUGGAGUAGUGUAUUAUUGUACAGUUAUCAAGGCAGGCUAUUAGGAACUCCAAAAUGGAAGGGAAUGACGCAAGAACGACUUUACCCGUUAUGCAUAUCAUUGUGUUCUGACACUCUAGUUAUAAGAUCACAGAGCAACGAAAAAUUGCUUCAUGUUUUGGAAGUGGCUUAUAAUAAACCUAUAGUAGAAAGUCAACCUUACACGCAUCUUCAAAGUAUUACAAGGGUUGCAUUGAAUCAUGUUGGUGGAUUAGUUGAUCGACAAGUAGCAUUAAUUGAUGCAAAUAAAGAUUUGUUUCUGGUGUCUAUACGUACUACUGGCUUUGGGAGAGUAUGUAAAAUAGCGGCUAUGACACAGGACAUCGCAUGGGCAGCCGAUGCAAAUGUUUUAGCGGCAAUGUUGGACGCAACAUUGUCAGUAUGGCUGUGUCCCAACUGUGUGCACUAUAGUGAUCGUAAAAUUAUACGAAAAACAAGAAUUGAUAAAGAAAGCAGUGAAUUCGGUAAGCAACCAAGUAUAGCAAACGUGUAUAAUGGUAUGGUAAUGGUAAGACGCGGUGAUGGAGCAUUAGUAGCUUCUUCUUUUUAUACUUUCUUCAUUAGUCUUCAGCAGCAUAUUUUAAAUAAGAGAUGGAAAGAAGCAUUGUCCCUCUGUCGAAUUGCUCAGAAUGAAAUAUUAUGGACUUGUAUGGCCGUUAUGGCGACUGAUGACAAAGAAUUAGAUGCUGCUGAAGAAGCAUACGCAGCAAUCUCCAGAUACGAUAAAGUCGAUUAUAUUCAGUACAUUAAGAGUCUACCAAAUAAAACUGAGAGGUUAGCAGAAAUGGCACUGCUGUCAGGGGACUUAUUAACUGCAGAAGGCAUACUUUUACAAAAUGGAUUAAUUGAAGAAGCUAUACGAAUUAAUAUUGAAGUAUACAAUUGGAAUAGAGCAUUAGAAUUAGCAAUCAGACACAAGAAAUAUCAAGAUGAGGUAUUAAAUACAAGAAAGAAGUAUCUUCAAGUUAUUAAAAAGGAAGAGACAAAUCAAAGUUUCCUUGCAUAUAUGGCUAAUGUUGCUAAAUCACAAGUACAUUAAAUUAUUUUAUUUCAAUAUUGCACAGUUUCCAACUUAUGCACUUAAUAUUACAUAUUUUUGUUAACUAGUGAGAAACUGUUUUCACUAGGAAGCUACCAAAAAGCCUACCUACAAACCAGAUGAAAUCGAUUUGCCAGCAGCAGAAAUACAAAAGCAGGAAACCUUGGAUCAAGAAAUGGAUAUGUGAAAGCGAAACACUAGCUACGUUUAUACGAAUUAUUUGUUAAAAUAUGUGAAAUUGAAAUACAACCAACCAGUAUUGCAAAAUGUUUCA